AUGGCUAUCUCAUCCUACCAAACCCCAGCCGAGGCUGGCAUACUAUGCCUAAUCAUAGCAAACAUGGCAAUGUCGAUCUCAGCUGUGAAAGAACUCGUUUGCUCGAUCCUUAGCACAAUGGGCAUCCACAUGUCUUCAUGGGAUGAGCUCUCUGUCGAGUCCCCCGACCCAUCUGAGUGCCAACUGAGCCCCUCUGAGUCCUACAUGGACGAUUUUCGGCUCCAGACCGUGAGAUUUGACUCGGUUUUCCCAUGUGGGCCCGAGGGAGAAGAAUGCUCGAUCUGCCUGUCGGAGUUUGACCGGUCGGCCGAGGUCAACCGCCUAUCAUGCGGCCAUGUUUUCCACAGGCCAUGCCUCGAGAAAUGGCUGAGGUGCUGGCGCAUGACGUGCCCUCUCUGCCGGAACUCCAUGAUGAUGCCGGUAAAAAUCGAGGAAGAAGCAGAUGCUUGCCCUAUGUGA
Striga hermonthica is the source of this 459-nucleotide messenger RNA. Lineage: Eukaryota; Viridiplantae; Streptophyta; Magnoliopsida; Lamiales; Orobanchaceae. The record is from the annotation of a GenBank genome assembly.